Messenger RNA from Lizanozyma spartinae, 1032 nucleotides. RefSeq names its product mRNA splicing protein. Gene Ontology annotation, cellular component: U2-type catalytic step 1 spliceosome. The coding region runs from base 1 to 1032 and encodes 343 amino acids. Lineage: Eukaryota; Fungi; Ascomycota; Pichiomycetes; Serinales; Debaryomycetaceae. The record is from RefSeq and is a predicted model, not a curated record. The transcript has a single exon. Gene Ontology annotation, biological process: mRNA splicing, via spliceosome.
AUGUCAGAGAGGAAGAGCAUCAACAAGUGGUAUCCACCUGAUUAUGAUCCAUCUAAAGUUCCCCGGCGGAAGCUUCCGAAAGGAGUAGCACCUCCGACCCAGAAGGUGCGGCUCAUGGCUCCUUACUCCAUGAGAUGCACAAACUGUAAUGAAUACAUUGCGGCCAGAAGGAAGUUCAAUGCCAGGAAAGAAGUCACCGGUGAGAAGUAUAUGAACUUCAAGAUUAUCCGGUUCUACAUUACGUGUCCUCGGUGCAAUGGGUCCAUUACCUUUAAGACCAGUCCUCAAACUGCUGGAUAUUUACCUGAGAAUGGGGCAGUUCGUAACUUUGAAAAAAGUGAACCCAGUGCAACUAAAUCCAAAGGAGAAGUUGAAACAGAGGAGGAUAUUCUUGAGAGAUUAGAGGCUGAGCUGAAACGAGAAGAGCAGUAUAGACUUGCCGAGUCCAAACGGAAGUUUGAUCCCUUCUGGAAGCCCCUGGAGCUGGUGGGUAGUCAAGGUGGUGACGUUAUGGAGAACUUACAACGUAAAUUGGACCAAGAACAACGACAACAAGCCAUGUAUGAUGAAUUGGAGGAAAUCCAGAAUAAGAAAAGUAAGUUGAAUCAGAUAGAACUUACCAUUGACCAUAAUGGAAGCGAAAGUCAAGCUACGGAUAAAGAAGAUGAUGAAGAUAAUAGCGAUCUUGAUGAGCAAUUGGCUUUAGAAGCAUUCAGAAAUUCGAAAAGAGAUCAAGAUCAAGAUCAAAAAGAAUCUGAAGAAGAUCAAGAUGAGCAUGAGGUCGAAGAGAAAUCUACUCCAAAUUCAUUUGAAACUACUAACGAAUCAAUUGUUUAUGACGAACCACCUCAACCUCGUAUUUUAUCAAACAGCGUUGUUCCAACUAGACCAAUUGGUGGUACCAAGACUUUCAAGAUCACUAAGAAGGGGCAUAUGGGGGUUCAGAAAGUGGCAGCCCUCACACAAAACCCACAAUCAUUAGUCAAUGGCUACUCGCUGUCAUCCGAAGAUUACAGUGGUGAUGACCUGUGA